Molecule: messenger RNA, 1941 nt
Organism: Penicillium manginii
Lineage: Eukaryota; Fungi; Ascomycota; Eurotiomycetes; Eurotiales; Aspergillaceae
Product: putative PHD and RING finger domain protein
Exons: 3
Coding region: 1-1941 (646 amino acids)
Source: RefSeq, a predicted model, not a curated record
AUGCGGCCCGCCUUCAAAAGGCCCGGCUGCACUUCUCCACCUUCUUACUCUCUCCCUCUGUACACUGCCCUCCGUCGCUCUUCAUGCCGCCUCUCAGCCUUACUCCUGGCUAUAUACCUGUCCAUGUCCGACACUUGUAUUGUCUGUUUAGGCGACCUUGGCGAAAGCGCCAGUGAUCCCCUCGAGCCCGUGUCAACCCCCGAUAGUUCCACUACCGCCUUGAAGGAUGUCGGCAGUGCCGAUGUCGUUGUUCAAGUCAAGGAUGGGCUCGUCGAUGAGGAUCCUGGCGAGAUCGCCCAGUUAUUGCCUUGCGGUCAUAUAUUACACAAUAAUUGUCUGAAACCCUGGGUCGAGCGGGCCAACAGUUGCCCGAUAUGUCGUCGGAACUUCAACAUGGUUGAGCUGAGUGACCGGGUUGGCGGUCCUGUGACAUCGUCGUACGCUGUCCAAGAUCGGACACAACAGGCCGAUGUUGACCCAUCGAUGCUUAUCGAGUAUAUUGAAGACGACCUUUCCGAUGCCCAACCCUGUACGAUCUGUAAUGAAUCUGAUAACGAGGAUGUACUCCUAUUAUGUGAUGGCUGCGAUGCGCCUUCACACCUAUAUUGUGUCGAUUUGACAGAGAUCCCCUCGGGAUCCUGGUAUUGUACCCAGUGCGACUCUCAACGUGCGCUAGGGCCAGUCCCCGAAACCACCGCGCGCUCAGUUCGCUCAACUCGUCGUGGAACUCGUCGCACCCGUGGACAGCAGCGCCAAGUGCAAAAUACCAGUCAGAUAAACUCCCUUCACUGGGCUCGCGUUUGGCAAUCUGUUUGGGACCAUUUAAAUAUCGAUUUGGAUUUCCCUUUCGACGACGACCGAUCGGUCCAGCGAGUCAUGCAGCAACGUCGCCGAAACGAAGCCAACCAGCGCGAGUUUCGUGCAUGGCAGCGUCGAUUCGAGGUUGCCGAACAGCAAGAACCGACUCCCGAGCCAGAGUCUUUGGAGGAGAUGCGAGCAUGGAAUGCAUUUGAGCGAGCUCGAGAGAUCGAGAAUAACCCGAAUGCCGCUCGGAAGCGCAAGGAGCCAACCAUGUCGCCAUCCCCCGAACCAACCGAACCACAGCGGAAACUGAAGCGACCUCGCACUCGACGACCUCAAGAACUGGCUGCGAUGGCCCAACAGAAUGGCGAGUCCUCGCGGGCGGCGAGUUCAAGUGCGCGCCCAAAUGGAGAGAUGACCAGUGAACCCAGCUUCCUCUCCUCCCUCUUGAAGGAGGUGGAAGAUGCAUCAACUCCCGAGCGCACCAAUUCCCAUGGACCAUCAGCUGCUGCCUCCAUUGCCCCUGAUCAUGGGUCGCCUGGGCCAUCUUCUCCAUCCAUUUCCCCUUCUUCAUCGAGGUUCUCUUCUCCUCGCCUUGCCUCAACAACGCCUCCGCCGUUUUCUCGAAGCCGUCCAAUUUCUCCUCUCCAACUAUCAUCUCCUGCCGAACCUUCGUCUCCUCCCUUCUCCCCCGAGGUUUCAUUCUCCGGCAGCGCUCACUCCUCUCCUGCCAAGAGCCGCAGUCCACAAUCAGAGCGCGAGCCUGGCCGCCCACGUUCACGCAUUCCUCGCCGGGCCUUGGAGCUUGCCAAAUCCCGCUCCCUGGACACAUCUCCCACCCGUGCUGGACCUUCUCUGGUCGUCAAGUCCGACAUUCAAAAGAUGGUUGGCACCUCUCUCAAGCCUCACUACCGGGCGAAGACUAUCUCUAAAGACCAAUACACCGAAAUAAAUCGAACCAUAUCCCGCAUGCUCUACGAGCGUGCCGGAACCGCCGAGUCCCUUGACGGGGACUCCCGAGCUGACAUUGCAGCGGCGGCCAAACACGAAGUGCAAAAAACGAUUGAUUCACUGCGCACUCACAAGAAGGAUAAACAUCCUAUGGUGGUAACCAGCGACUCAGACGGCGAUGUACUAUGA